ACGUGGCUCUGUGGAUUAAUACCGGACUCUGCGCUGCAGCUGGCUGGCUUCCAACUCCAUCGCGCGGACAGAGACACGGAACUUUCCGGCAAAACCAAAGGUGGAGGAAUCUGUUUCUAUAUCAACAGUGGUUGGUGCAACGAUGUGACAGUGAUCCAGCAGCACUUUUCUCCUGACCUGGAAUAUUUCACCAUUAACUGCAAGCCUUUUUAUUCACCCCGUGAGUUCGCUUCAUUCAUUCUGGUUGGCGUCUACAUCCCGCUGCAGGCCAACGUGCAGGGCGCACAGCGCAUGAUCGCCGACCAGAUACUGUGUGUGGAGUGGACCUACCCGGACUCCUUAGUUAUUGUCCUUGGUGACUUUAACAAAGGCAACCUCACCCACGAACUCCCUAAAUACAAACAGUUUAUCAAAUGCCCGACCAGAGAGGAGAAUAUUCUGGAUCAUUGUUACACUACAGUCAGGGAUGCUUAUCACGCCGUCCCCCGUGCUGCUCUGGGACUCUCUGACCACAUCAUGGUCCACCUGAUUCCUGCGUACAGGCAGAAACUAAAGCUCUGCAAACCUGUAGUGAGGACAUCAAGGAAGUGGACCAGUGAGGCUGUGGAGGAUCUCCAGGCGUGUUUGGACUCCACUGACUGGGAUGUGUUCAGGGCCCCGUUUCAAGAAGCAGGUUCAAGCAACUCUGGAGUCUAACCCUGAACUCUGAGUUGAUCUACUCUGAGACAGGAAACUCUGACUUACGGGUUUCAGAACAGGUGAUUUCAAUUGGUUCAAUCAACACAGAGUUUGUUCACUCUGAGUUAAGCGCGUGCACCACGACUUUAAAAAGCCCUGAUCAAUGGAGCCCCGUUCCCUCGAUUCACCAUGGCAACGAGUGAGAAGAAAAGAUCGUCGUAUUUCAGUCCUCUGGAACUGGAUAUAUUAAUGCGGUCAUACGGCAAAUUUGAAAGCGUUUUUAAAAAGAAAAGCAACAUUGAAAGCGUUUUUAAAAAGAAAAGCAACACGGCUGCAGCAGCGAAAGAACGCGAGUCGGCGUGGGAGAAGAUUACUGCUCGAGUCAAUGCAUGUAAUCCCACCGGCGAAAAAAGAACGUGGAAGCAGCUGAAGAUGAAAUAUAAAAACAUUGUUCAAACAGCCAACAGAAAGCGGGCAUCUGCCCGCAAAACUGGCGGAGGACCACCCCCACCACGUCUGACCGAGGCAGAGGAGCUGGCCAUGAGUCAGACUGUCGGGAGACCAGUCGCAGAGGGGAUCCCUGGAGGAACCUCAUCCUCGGACAUGAUUACACAGGAGCCACCAGCCUUGAUAAGAUAUUCUGAAGGCGUACUUGGUCUAGUGGAUCCAUGUGCCACUUUAACUGACGAUGAAGAUGAUGGGACCACAAUGUCUGCUGCCUUCUCUAUGGUGUCUGAGAGGGAGCCUGAGAGGCCUACAGAGCAGAGCAUGGCUGGGCAGCAGGAAGAGGGUCCCUCAACCUCCACAGCACAGAUUGACACAGUGAGAUACGUAUUCAGUAAAUUCCAGAGGUUAAUUCAGUGGAAUUCAUGUGCAACUGUAUAAUGUCAUCCUUAUGUGUUCCCAGCUACCACUAAAAGAAAUCUACAAAGUGCAUUUAUUAAAAACAGUACAAAAAACAGAAAAAUAUCUAAAACGGAUCUGGAAAUUGAAUUAUUAAAACACAAGUUAGAGGUGGGUGCAUGGUCA
Molecule: messenger RNA, 1707 nt
Organism: Doryrhamphus excisus (bluestripe pipefish)
Lineage: Eukaryota; Metazoa; Chordata; Actinopteri; Syngnathiformes; Syngnathidae
Source: RefSeq, a predicted model, not a curated record